AUGGCGGGCUCCCAGCUCAAGCGCCUCAAGGCAACCUUGAAGGAGCAAGGAAUUGUCGGGCCCCAGCAGUCAAAGAAGCAGAAGCGCAAGGCAGCCCAAGAUGAUCGCGCCCGAAGCGAGAAGCGACUGCAGAGGGGUGUAGUCCUCGAAGGCAUCCGCGAACAGUUCAACCCUUUCGAUCUCAAGCAUGCCAAGAACCCCAAGUUCGAGGUCACUACGAACCGCCCGGUCACUGCCGCCUCCAGGAUCAAAGGCCGUCCCGGCGCUGCCAAGGCCGCGAGCGAAGAAAGGCGGCGGCAGACUCUUCUUGUCGACAUGCAGCGACGGCACAAAGUUGGAGGCAUUCUGGAUCGACGGUUCGGCGAGAAUGACCCGACAAUGGCCCCCGAGGAAAAAAUGCUGGAGCGAUUUGCACGGGAAAAGCUCAAAACGCACAAAAAGACUUCCAUGUUCGAUCUCGAGGACGACGAUGACGCUUUUCCCGGAGAGGGUCUGACCCACGGUGGAAAAGCGCUGACGUUCGAUGAUAUGGAUGCAAUAGACGACUACGAGGAGGAUGACAUUGAUGACGGUGCCAGUGAUGUCUCUGAGCGCGAGAUGCAGCGUCUCAAGCGAGUAAGAGCCAUGGCCGCCGAGGGUGACAUGGAUCAAGACGACCAACCGGAGCGGAAGAAGUCGAAGAAGGAGGUCAUGGAAGAAGUCAUUGCCAAGUCCAAAAUGCAUAGGUACGAGAGGCAAGCCGCAAAGGAGGUGGAUGAGGAUCUACGAGCCGAACUUGACAAGGAGUUACACGGCAUCCAGCACCUUUUGACCCAGAGCUCAAAGCGCCAGACCGAAGAAAAGCCCCAGCCUUCUGCUAUCGCAGGUGUGGAGAGAAGUGUAUUUGACAAAGACUUCGACCUCCAGGUGAAGAAGCUUGCCCAAGACAAGAGGGCGAAGCCAUCUGAUCGUACCAAGACCGAGGAGGAAAAGGCAGAGGACGAGUCCAACCGCCUGAAGGAACUCGAGGAGAAGCGGCAGAAGCGAAUGAGGGGCGAGUCUGUCUCUGACAGCGAUGGUGAGGACGAGGACGAAGAAAUGGGCUCUGACGGCUCGCAGGCCGGUGAUGAGUCAGAAGACGACUUCGGCCUUGGUAGGGGCAUCAACGCAAAGCCAACUGCUGCUGAGCUUGGGUUUGACGAUGAGGAUGAUUUCAUCAUCGAUGACGACCUGGUCGCCAGUGGUUCUGAUAUCGACUCCGACGAAGAACUUGACCUAGGCUCGGAUAUGGGUGCCGAAGAAGGCGAGAGCGAGGAAGAAGAAGAAGAGGACGAAUUUACAAAAGGUCUAUUGAAUGAAGAAGAAACGAGAAACCCUGUCUUCAGCAUAGACUCUACAACAAAGUCAGCCGAUGUUGAGAAGGGCGAUGAGAACGGCUUGCCUUAUACCUUCCCUUGCCCUCAAUCCCUCGAAGAAUUUCAAUCUGUCACAGCCUCAUAUCCUGGCACCAGCCUACCUACAAUUGUCCAACGGAUCAGAGCUCUAUAUCAUCCUAAGCUGGAUAGUAAGAAUAAGGAGCGUCUUAGGAAGUUUUCUGCCGCUCUGGUUGCCUUCAUCUCCUCGCCGUGGGACCCAGAGACCUCACCCCCUUUUUCGGUACUUGAAAGUCUCAUCCGCCAUAUCCACUCCCUCGCAAAGAGCUUCCCUCUUGAAAUUGCUCAAGAAUUCCGAACGCAGAUCGAAGAGGUCAGCAGUGAACGCCCACUGGCGAUCCAGCCCGGGGAUCUUAUCCUUCUGACUGCUGUGGGAACCAUCUUUCCCACAUCCGACCACUUCCACCAAGUCGUUACCCCCGCGAUGCUGGUCAUUGCCAGGUACCUAGGACAAAAAGUCCCCCAGGACCUCGCUGAUCAUGCUAUCGGGUCCUACCUCUCUAUUUUGACCCUCCAGUACCAGAAACUCGCGAAGAGAUAUGUACCAGAAGUGUUAAAUUUUGCACUGAACACGCUUUGUGCCCUUGCCCCAACUUCCCCAUCGGCUGGCGUGGGCUCUUUCCCUCGACAUGAUCCUCCUGCAAGUCUCCGCGCGAAAGGUGCCAGCCAGGUAUCAGUCCGGAAGCUGGGCUUCUCAGACUGUUUACACUCAGAUAGCUCGCCCCCAGAACUCAAGGUUGCUAUCCUAAACACCGUCUCCCAGAUUUCCGAUGCCGCAGCCGACACAUGGUCCAGCAAGGGUGCGUUCAUCGAAACCUUCGGCCAGGUCCUUGAGGUCAUUAAGCAUCUGAACGCCAAGGCCUGCCGCUCCCACCUCCCCUCAGAGCUGCGCGAUCGGACUGAAAAGCUCCAAGUGAAGCUAGAGCGCAUGAUGAAGAUCUCAGGGAUUUCCCGACGCCCCCUCGAGCUCCACCAUCACAAGCCACUGGCCAUCAAGACGUACGUGCCCAAGUUCGAGGAGACGUUCGACCCGGACAAGCACUACGACCCGGACCGCGAGAGGGCAGAGCUGGCGAAGCUCAAGAAGGAGCACAAGCGGGAGCGCAAGGGGGCGAUGCGGGAGCUCCGCAAGGAUGCCAACUUCAUGGCCCGGGAGAACCUGCGGAUCAAGAAGGCAAAGGACGAGGCCUACGAGAAGAAGUACAAGAGGCUCGUGGCAGAGAUCCAGAGCGAGGAGGGACGCGAGGCGAAUGCGUACGAGAGGGAAAAGGCGGCGAGGAAGCGCUCGAGGAACAGGUAA
Messenger RNA from Clonostachys rhizophaga, 2712 nucleotides. NCBI's taxonomy places the organism in Eukaryota, Fungi, Ascomycota, Sordariomycetes, Hypocreales, Bionectriaceae. The record is from the annotation of a GenBank genome assembly.